Messenger RNA from Paraphaeosphaeria sporulosa, 652 nucleotides. RefSeq lists its product as uncharacterized. The record is from RefSeq and is a predicted model, not a curated record. The transcript has 3 exons. Lineage: Eukaryota; Fungi; Ascomycota; Dothideomycetes; Pleosporales; Didymosphaeriaceae. The coding region runs from base 57 to 422 and encodes 121 amino acids.
AUAGCAUCGCCUCGUUUACUAGCAAGUUCAAGCCACUCAUCUCAACAUCAGCAACAAUGCAGUUCACCACCGCUCUCAUGGCUACUCUCAUGGCCGGCACUUCCCUCGCCACCAUCAACUUCGGAAAGGCCCGCUACGACAGCGGCAACGUCGACGUCGCUAUCUGGAUCGAUGGCGAGAACGCGUGCACCUAUGUCUACCAGGGUCACAACAACCCGUGUGACUUCAACGGCGGGAAGUUCCAGGCGCAGAAUGGGUUCAAGUACACCGUCAAGGACUGUGGCAACAGUGCCUUCCAUCUCGAGAACGCGGAUGGAAGCUUCAACUCUUUUGCGCACUUCAACCCGUACAACAACGCGGGUAGUGGCUGCGCCAACAGCCAGGGGAGGUACCACGUUGAUCAGGAGUGGAGCUUCUACUAGAUGGUAACGUUACUGGUAGGCCGGGGGCUAUCAUGGAGGUAGUAGGAGGGAGCAGUGUCACUCUUUAAUGUUCGUUUGACUGAAGCGGAUACACAAUGAAGGAGAACUAGUCAAGUUGGAGGAUAGCUGUGACUAGUUUCUAGUGGGAUAGAGGACUCCGGAUAGCCCUCGCGGCUGCGCGAUGUCUGAUUUGACAAGCACGAGAAAAGUCAAUUUGAGGACCAUCAAAC